Molecule: messenger RNA, 1027 nt
Organism: Drosophila bipectinata
Lineage: Eukaryota; Metazoa; Arthropoda; Insecta; Diptera; Drosophilidae
Source: RefSeq, a predicted model, not a curated record
UUUUGGACAUUUUUUUUGUAGAUUCGAAAGAUAAAAGUACAAUCAUGCAACGCACUGCCUUCAAAGCUGCCUGCUACCGGGUCCUUUCCAAACUGAACUUGCAACAAAAGCCGCAGCAGCGCGACUACCAUCAGUGCCCCGUCCUGAUGCAGGAUGGGCAGGACGGUGGCACUACCGAGAAAGCGCCCCGAUCCUUAUUCAGCUCGCUGGACCUGCUGGGCAGGUUGUUCCACGGACGGCUCUAUCUGCUGGGCGGUCGUCCGGUACCGCCGCGCUUCCUGCGCCUGCUGACGGGCGACCGGACGCUCAGCUUCAGCAGCGACGAGGACGAGGAGUUCCGCCGCCAGCUGGGCAUGCAGCUGAAGGAGCUGCGCGAUGUCCUGCGCGGCAACCAGGAGACGGAGGACCUCGAUCUGCCGCAGGAGACCGAAAGUCAGGAGGAGGCGGGCCCCUACGCCUCGGCCGGUUCAGAGGCCUUGACCGAUGAACUGACUGAGAAGGAUCGGGAGGACAUACGCACCAUUCGUAUGGCCAAGCGCAGCGAGGGGGGCGACGCCGAGACCACCGACGAGAUGCAGAAGAUGGCCGAGCAGUCGGAGGUGACGAGCGAGGCGGAGGAUCAGGUCGAGGAGGAGGAUGUCACCCGAUCGGAGUCCGAGGAAGUGGCCGAUCCCCACCAUCAGAUGCGCGACGGAGAGGUCGAGGGCGUCUACUGGACCGGCGAGGGUGAGCGCAUCGUCACCGUCAAGGUGGAGAAGCCCCGUCGGGGUCCCUCCGGUUACAUAUCCGGCGAGGGCGAGGAGGUGCCCGCCAUCGAAGACAGCCCCAUGCCCGGUCCGCGCAGUCAGGUCCAGGACCAAAAUCUGACCUCCGACGCCGAUUCCGAUGAAUAAUCAUUAGCCAAAGGAUCAUCCAUCCGGCAGGACAUUGAAAACUAAAACCCGAUACCAUACCACAUACCAAUACUAUACUAUAUUGAAGGCAAGGCAACGAAAUAAAUAUACAAAAGGCUAAAGACAAACCAGAA